GGGUGGGACCGAAAACCUUUCUGUGUCAGCCACUGGGCUGCGUUUUAAAGCCGACCUUCCGUUCUCAGAAGAGUUCCGUUUUGUCACCACUCCAUUCUUCCUCAUUUAUUUCCCAUCUCUCUUGAUUAAGUUUUGAAACUCUACAAUGGCAGCGAUUGGCAACCGUGGAACCGUGGUUGAAGCCACUGCUUUCAAUGUAGAGGAGGAUGUGAACCGUCUGAGAGGAGCCAUGAAGGGGGCUGGCACUGAUGAGGCAGCUGUCAUUGAGGUCCUGGCACGUCGUACCAUUGCUCAGAGGCAACGCAUCAAGGAGGCUUACAAGCUGACCGUGGGGAAGGACCUGGCAGAUGAUCUGCAGGGAGAGCUGACGGGGAACACUGAGAAAGUGGUGCUGGGCCUCCUGAUGAUCGCUCCUAAGUAUGACGCUUACGAGCUGAGGACCGCUAUAAAGGGUUCUGGAACAGAGGAGGCUGCUCUCAUUGAUAUCCUGGCCUCAAGGACAAAUGCUGAAAUUAGAGCUAUCACGGAGGUCUACAUGAAAGAACAUGGGAAGAGCCUGGAGGAUGAUAUUGAGGCUGAUACUUCUGGAAUGUUCAAGAGGGUUCUGGUCUCUUUGCUCACGGCAGGGCGAGAUGAGAGCAACACUGUGAAUGAGACUCAGGCUGUGCAGGAUGCUAAGGAUAUCUACGAGGCUGGGGAGGCUUGUUGGGGAACAGAUGAGGUCAAGUUCCUCACUGUGCUCUGUGUGAGGAACAGAAACCACCUACUCCGAGUGUUUGAGGAGUAUCAGAAGAUCUCUGGGAGGGACAUCGAGGAUAGCAUUAAGAGGGAGAUGUCUGGCUCUCUGGAGGAUGUUUUCCUGGCAAUAGUGAAGUGUCUCCGAAACAAGCCAGCAUUCUUUGCAGAGCGGUUAUACAAAUCCAUGAAGGGUCUGGGAACUACAGACAGCAUCCUGAUUAGAAUCAUGGUGGCUCGGGCCGAGAUUGACAUGUUGGACAUUAAGACCGAGUUCUCUAAGGCGUAUGGGAAGACUCUCCAUUCCUUCAUCAAUGGAGACUCAUCUGGAGAUUACCGCAAAAUCUUGCUGGAGUUGUGUGGAGAGUAGGGCAUUGAACGUCUAGGACAUCAUUCAACGAUGACUUCACUCUGCAACAACUGCACUCUGCAACAACACCAUUGGUGCCUCUCCUAUCUGCCGUUUCCUUUGCUUCCAGCUCUCUCAAUAUCCUCAGCUCUUCUGUGGCCCAAACAUUUCAGAGACUAACCAUGAUGCAUUUUUUUCACAGUUUGUAUUACUAAUUAAACCAAAGACAAGUGACAUUUUA
Salvelinus namaycush (lake trout) is the source of this 1325-nucleotide messenger RNA. RefSeq names its product annexin A4-like. Gene Ontology annotation, cellular component: cytoplasm. Gene Ontology annotation, molecular function: calcium-dependent phospholipid binding; calcium ion binding. Bases 146 to 1105 code for a protein of 319 amino acids. The record is from RefSeq and is a predicted model, not a curated record. NCBI's taxonomy places the organism in Eukaryota, Metazoa, Chordata, Actinopteri, Salmoniformes, Salmonidae. The transcript has 13 exons.